AUGUCGUCGCGGAUGCCUUCAAUCCGACGUCCUGUAAGGACAGCAACAAAAGCCGAGGACUCGGUAGAUAACGAUGGCACGGUCAAGAAGAGGAGUCAACUUCCUCAGCUGACUCCGCGCUCACUCAAAACAACCAAAGAUGUUUCUGCUUCCAGCUUGCCUGUCUCUAGUCCCACAAGGUCGACCAUAGGCAUUGCGACGAGAUCAAAGGAAGACAAGGCUGCUAUGCCACCCCCUGCCGCUCCUCUUGGUCGCUCUCAGUCUAUUCGAACCCGUACAACGCCUCAAUCCUCGUCGUCUACCACCGCAUCGUCCACAAGGCCUGGCUUGACCGCUCCCUUGCGAUCGCUGUCAACUCGAGCACCUGCAUCUUCGACAACCACUGCUCCAAAGCCUCGCGUCGUCUCGCAUUCUCGUACAGCCAGUGCCUCGACUCUUGCAGCCUCGAGCACAGGUGACUCGACCCUGAAGCGCUCUGCCACACUUGCUUCGAGACAUCUUCGCUCACAGAGCUCGACUACCACUGGUCUCAAUUCAAGGUUCACGACGCCUUCCACCCCAUCGACUCCAACUUCUAUCAAGAGUAGCGCAGAUCCCGUCAAACCUCCUGUAAGACGCCUUGUUCGGCCAGGUGCAACAUCAAGUGUACCGAAUCUCGAACCCUCCACCUCAAGACCGGCCUUCAACACACUCCAACAACACUACAGUCCUGCCAAGACCACCUUGCCCAAGCCACCAGUGCCAUCAUCACGGCCUGCGCCGUCUGCUGAAGAGAAGGCUGUUCAAUCGGGCGCCGUCUUUGAAAUGACCAAGUUGCAAUCUGAACUUUUGUAUCUCUCAAUACUGCACGAAUCAGCCGAGCCGAACUUUCGAAGUUACGAAACUAGCGCCAGAAGAGCACUCCAGACAGAAUUCGAAGCAGCCCAAGAUGAGGUGAAUGAGAUACGAGAGCAAGAGCGGAUAUUCCAAGAACAAGAAAAUCUGGCUGCUAUAGCAGACUGGUUAGGAGUCGAAGCAGCACACAUGGGUCCCGAGGCAGCCGAGAUGAUACAGAGUCUGAGCGGCUGCUUCAACGAGAUCAUGAUGCUGUCAGCUCCUGAGAGCAAAUAUACAGCGCUCGUACACAGCUUCUCGGAGUGGGCAUCAGAAGCAACAGAGCCAGAUAGAGCACACAUUUUCUCGGGGCCGUUAGCACAAGAUUGGCAUCAAACGCAUGCAUCUAUCACACAACGAUUGCGGUUGGUGGAAAGAGAGGUUGAAAUGCUACCGUCAGCACCUUCUCAAGCGAACAAUGAUGCAAAGUCAUCACUAUCCAUCAUGCUCGAAUGCUUGAAGAAUUUGGUCUUGGGCAUGAAAGAGGAGCUGGAAGCCAUGGCGCGGCUUGAGCAGCAGGUGGUGAGCACCGAGAAGCAACGUGUGAGCAACGCAGUCGCUGGACUGUCUAUGGAUACUCUGUUGCAAGAUACAGAAGAGCGGGCGGCUGCUUGGUAG
Molecule: messenger RNA, 1491 nt
Organism: Aureobasidium musti
Lineage: Eukaryota; Fungi; Ascomycota; Dothideomycetes; Dothideales; Saccotheciaceae
Source: the annotation of a GenBank genome assembly